AUGGAGAAAGAUCUUUGGGAUGAGAUUCAAAAUUUAGCACUAGGGAGAGAAGAUCCAGAGCUCCUUAUCCCAAACUCAGAUUACGAAGAUGUCCUAGCAAGUAACAGGCUUAGCUUGAUAGCUCGACCACUUAAUCCUGUGGAUCAGAAUCUGUUUGAAGUGGCGGCUAACCUUCCUACAGCAUGGGGACUAGCAUCUUCGGUUCAUGGCAGAGUUCUCGAUGACCGUUUUGUCCAGUUUCGAUUCCAGUCUGAAAGAGAUCUGACAUCAGUACUACGUCGGGAAUCAUGGAGCUUUCAUAGAUGGUUUGUUGCCUUGCAAAGGUGGGAUGACUUACCUCGUUUGGAUUUCUUAACCUCUUUAGAUCUUUGGGUUCAAAUCAGGGGUCUUCCUAUCUCCUAUGUUUCUGCUAAAACUAUACGCAGAAUAGCUCGAUCCCUAGGGGAAUUAGUGCAGGUGGACUUUGAAGAUUCAGUUACCAACCAGAUUUCAUUCCUCCGAGUGAAAAUCAGGGUUUCCAUAACUGAUCGCUUUAGGUUUUUUAGAAGGGUGAGAUUUCAAACAGGUGACAGAGCCAUGCUAGGAUUUCAGUACAAGAAGAUGGAAAAAAUAUGUACUAAUUGCUGCAGGAUUAUGCACCCUACCUCUCGAUGCCCCUUUGAGCCUACCAAUCCACAUCAUUACAACAACCAAGAUGAUCAAGCUCAUCAAUGGAUAAAUGAUGGAAUCGAGGAUCCGGAUUCAGCCCCUAUCUCCCAACAAUCAAGUCCUGUUGCUCAAGUUCCCGUCUUCGUUCAUGAGAGCCAACCUCCUCAUCCCAAGAAACGAGCAGGUCCUUACUUUGCCUUAGUCUUUCCCCACUUUGAGCUCUCGGGCAAAGAUGAGUCCAUUGGAUCAAAUCUCGAAGGAGGAUCUCCUCCCAAGAUGCAGUCUAAGUAUGAAGUAGGAGAAUGCUCAAAAAGAAGACUGAAUGUUAACCCAAAGAAGGAACUCCCAAUGAAGAAGAGAGCAAGUUUUCCGGACCAUGACAGAGAAGCUAAUCAUCAAACACCUAACCCUCCUUGA
Messenger RNA from Camelina sativa (false flax), 1065 nucleotides. RefSeq lists its product as uncharacterized. Lineage: Eukaryota; Viridiplantae; Streptophyta; Magnoliopsida; Brassicales; Brassicaceae. The record is from RefSeq and is a predicted model, not a curated record.